Oncorhynchus keta (chum salmon) is the source of this 5203-nucleotide messenger RNA. Its product is annotated as 6-phosphofructo-2-kinase/fructose-2,6-bisphosphatase 2-like. Gene Ontology annotation, molecular function: fructose-2,6-bisphosphate 2-phosphatase activity; ATP binding; 6-phosphofructo-2-kinase activity. Gene Ontology annotation, biological process: fructose metabolic process; fructose 2,6-bisphosphate metabolic process. The coding region runs from base 384 to 1997 and encodes 537 amino acids. The transcript has 16 exons. Lineage: Eukaryota; Metazoa; Chordata; Actinopteri; Salmoniformes; Salmonidae. The record is from RefSeq and is a predicted model, not a curated record. Gene Ontology annotation, cellular component: cytosol.
GCAUUGUCAGCGCGCAUAUUGAUUCGUUUCCUGCGGACGCCGGGAGGAGCCAAACAUUAAGAGGAUGAGGAACACCUCGGAACGAACUGAUUAAAUACUGUACUGAAUCAAAAGUGACUCGCCAAAGAGAGCUACAUUUGUGUGGACUUGUCUAUCGUCAUUUUGAGAGAUGAUGAUGACCUCACUCAGCUAGUGACCUGACCUCCCAGUCCCAGAGCGUCCUCAGCCAGGCAACCCAGCUGUGACAGAACCAGUCAUUGGACAGCACAAUAGUAUAAUAUAUAUGCCAUUUAGCAGACGCUUUUAUCCAAAGCCACUCAUCCGUGCAUACAUUUCACAUAUGGGUGGUCCCACAGUGACAGUGUUCAAUUUCUACUAGCAUCAUGGCUGUCAGCCAGCAGAAAGGCACUGCAGAGCUGGAAACCUCAACAGAGGGAAAGCGGACAGAGCUCAGGGCCAAUGAAGUACAUAAGAAAUGCUCAUGGGCCUCUUAUAUGACCAACUCCCCCACUGUGAUUGUCAUGAUUGGUCUUCCUGCCAGAGGGAAAACCUACAUGUCCAAGAAGCUAACCCGCUACCUCAACUGGAUAGGAGUGCCAACCAAGGUGUUCAACCUGGGGGUCUACAGGCGAGAGGCUGUAAAAGCCUACAAAUCCUAUGACUUCUUCAGACAUGACAACGAGGAGGCCAUGGAAAUCAGGAAGCGGUGUGCUCUGGUAGCUCUGCGGGAUGUCAAAGCUUAUCUGACUGAGGGGGGCCAGAUCGCUGUCUUUGAUGCCACAAACACCACCCGAGAGAGGAGAGAAUUAAUCCUUAGUUUUGCAAAGGAACAUGCUUACAAGGUAUUUUUUGUGGAGUCAUUGUGCGACGACCCUGAUGUCAUUGCUGCUAAUGUUAUGGAUGUGAAGGUAUCCAGUCCAGACUACCCAGAGAGACACAGAGAGAGUGUGAUGGAGGACUUCCUGAAGAGAAUAGAAUGUUAUAAAGUCACGUACCAACCAUUAGACCCAGAUGAAAAUGACAGGGACCUGUCCUUCAUCCAGGUCAUCAAUGUGGGCCGGAGCUUCCUGGUCAACAGGGUGCAGGACUACAUCCAGAGCAAGAUCGUGUACUACCUCAUGAACAUCCACGUGCACUCUCACUCUAUCUACCUGUGUCGGCACGGAGAGAGCGACCACAACGUGGAGGGACGCAUCGGGGGUGACGCAAUGCUGUCUGUUCAAGGGAAAAAGUUUGCUGGAGCGCUUAAGGGUUUUGUGGAGGAGCAUGGUCUGUCAGACCUAAAGGUGUGGACCAGCCAGCUGAGACGGACCAUCCAGACUGCUGAGGAGCUUGGGGUGCCCUACGAGCAGUGGAAGAUACUCAACGAGAUCGAUGCAGGUGUGUGUGAGGAGAUGACCUAUGAUAUAAUCGAGAAAACCUACCCUGAGGAGUUUUCCUUGAGAGAACAGGACAAAUACCACUACCGCUACCCAGGGGGAGAGUCCUACCAGGACCUAGUGCAGAGGUUAGAGCCAGUCAUCAUGGAACUGGAGAGACAAGGCAACGUGCUGGUCAUCUGCCACCAGGCUGUCAUGCGAUGCCUGCUCGCUUACUUCCUGGAUAAGAGUGCAGAUGACCUGCCCUACUUGAAGUGUCCUCUCCACACGGUUCUAAAGCUCACCCCUGUGGCUUAUGGUUGCAAAGUGGACAUGUUUGACCUGAAAGUGAAGGCUGUGAACACUCACCGGGAUAGGCCAUUAGAUAAAGUCCUUAAUGACGUCGUUCCUGCCACAUUCCUACGGAGGAACAGUUUCACCCCGCUGUCCAGUCACGACCAGGUGAAGCGACCGCGCCUCUACAGCGCUGGCAACCUACCUCAAUCUCGACGGCCCCUGGCCCCCUUUCUACCCAGCAUGCAGUCCUUUGAGGACCCUGAGGGAGCAGAGUUGGCACAAAGCCAAGAGUAUCUCAACUGCUUCAGCCCAGGAGAUGCAGAAGAUGCUGUCCACAGUUGAAGAGGACUGGGAAGAGUGUCUCCACUCCCCCACAUUUUCGCUGCCAUCAGAUCUGGGUUCAAAUACAAUUUAAAAAUACCUUGUGUUCGCUUUAGCUUGCCUGGAGUGCCAGGUGGGUAGUGUUCGCUUUAGCUGGCCUGGAGUGCCAGGUGGGUAGUGUUCGCUUUAGCUUGCCUGGAGUGCCAGGUGGGUAGUGUUUGCUUUAGCUUGCCUGGAGUGCCAGGUGGGUAGUGUUUGCUUUAGCUUGCCUGGAGUGCCAGGUGGGUAGUGUUUGCUUUAGCUUGCCUGGAGUGCCAGGUGGGUAGUGUUUGCUUUAGCUUGCCUGGAGUGCCAGGUGGGUAGUGUUUGCUUUAGCUUGCCUGGAGUGCCAGGUGGGUAGUGUUUGCUUUAGCUUGCCUGGAGUGCCAGGUGGGUAGUGUUUGCUUUAGCUUGCCUGGAGUGCCAGGUGGGUAGUGUUUGCACUUUGGGGACUUUUCCGCUGAUUCCAUUGCAACAGGCAAGCGCUAUAAAGCACAGCUAAAUUAUUUUUAAUUAUUUCAAAUAGUAUUUGAACCCAGGUACCCUCUGUCUGCUCAGGCUUGCUUCAUAUCAUGCCAGCCUUACCAAUUUGAUUGUCAAGCAGGAGUUCAAGCACACUGUCUUAGCAGCAAAUUAGGUAUGGAAUGUGGUUGUUGUAGUUGCCAGAAUUUGUUCUACAGUUCCAUUUCUGUUGCCAUCUGUUAGAUAGAUGGUGUGUGUGGGUGAAGAGCGAUAUGAUUUGAGACAAACAUGACCUUGCGCACACACACUUAUCAACAGUCAACGUUUAAUUUAUUGUGAACAGAACUUUAGAAUGUUGAAUAGAGGACAUCCUUGAGAUUAUUUGUCUCAGUAGAUUUGAGACAUUCAGUGAUUUGUCUAUUACAAUGUAUUUAAUUUACACUAACUAAUGGAGAGGGUUGCCACACUGAAAAAUGGAUAAAAAACAAAGCACUGACUACAAACACUGUCUUAUCCUUAAAUGAUUAUCCUUUAAUUCUACAAUAUAGUUUAUAAACAAUUACUUAAGAUCUUAUGAAUAAUAUAUUCUGAACAAAAAUCUAAAUGCAACAUGCAACAAUUUUAAUGGUUUAACUGAGUUACAGCUCGUAUAAGGAAAUGAGUCAAUUUAAAUAAAUAAAUUAGGCCCUAAUCUAUGGAUUUGACAUGACUGGGCAAGGUCGCAGCCAUUGGGGCCUGGGAAGGGCAUAAGUCCACCCACUUGGGAGCCAGGCCCAGCCAAUCAGAAUGAGCUUUUCCUCACAAAAGGGCUUUAUUACAGACAGAAAUAGUCCUCCGAAAUUAACAUUAAAUUCUCUGGGAACAGUUCUGGUGGGCAUUCCUGCAAUCAGCAUGCCAAUUGCACGCUCCCUCAACUUGAGACAUAUGUGGCAUUGUGUUGUGUGACAACUGCACAUUUGAGUGAUCUUUUGUUGUCCCCAGCACAAGGUGCACCUGUGUAAUGAGCAUGCUGUUUUAAUCAGCUUCUUGACAUGCCACACCCGUCAGGUGGAUGGAUUGUCUUGGCAAAUGAGAAAUGCUCACUAACAGAGAUGUAAACAAAUUUCUGCACAUCAUUUGAGAAAUGUAUUUUUGUGCGUAUGGAACAUUUCUGGUAUCUUUUAUUUAAGCUCAUGAAACAUAGGACCAACACUUUGACAUGUUGUCUUUUUAUAUUUUUGUUCAGUAUAUGUACCCCUUUAAUUGGAUAGUUGAAUAUCAUCUCUUUUGAACAUUCUCAUACUUGACCAGCCUUGUUUCCUCAGUGAGAGUACAAAUGCUGAAAGACCACCAUACAGGAUUUAACAUUUUGGCUUAAGAGUUAAUGUUAUUAGUUCGUCACAUGUUACUUUUACAUGUUACAUUACUGUGUGUGUAUAGAUUUCACAUUUCACACUGCAAUUCUGUCACAUAUUCAUGGCCAUGUUAUGAAACACCCAUGUCCUUGCAUUAUCAAUGUAUCAAUUGCAUGUCCUCAGCUAAAAUGGCAUCAUGAUUUAAGGGGGCAAAUAUUUUUUAGACAGUACUACUGUAGUUACAGUCAACAUGCCAUGCCAUCAACAUUUUGGAAUAUUUAUUCUUAAAUGUGCUAUACUGACAUUUGAAAAAGCACAGUGUAAUCGAAGAUGGGUACUUUCAUACUUACAGUUCACUGAUUGUGUCCAACCAUGUGCACCUUGUUUAUUACUGCCACAUUGAUAAUGUUAAAUUCAAUGCUGCUCUAAAGUGCUUCUGUGCCUGUGUUUAGCAACAUUUACUUUUGUGGCUGUUACAAGACAAUGUUAUUAUAUAAGUAGGCAGUCAGUCAGUAGCCUGUAAGACUACAACAUACUGAAUGAUAUAAUGGUAUGAUGCUGUAAGAUAUUUUUAGAUCACUAGAAUUAUCUGAUGUAAGUGUAAAUUAUUGAAGAAAUUAUGUUGUACUCUGUCAGAACGUCUUGCUCAUGGCAGUUUGACUUGAUUUGGUUCUCUGGUACAUAAUGUGGCCAGAUGUAUUGAGCUUAUUGGGAGGAGUCAUCAUGUUUAGAUGUUUCCACUACAACUCCCUGUCUCUCUCAAGCCAGGGCAAGCCUGUGGCAGAACCCUGGCUAUGGGGCAAGACUGGGAGUGACUUCCUGGGAAUAAUAACCGAGAUGACUCAAUCUUCUCAUAUUUGACCUACAGUAUCUGUGCAAGAGGACUAAUACAAUAAGUGUCUGAAAGACGUAAAGGGAAGGUGGCAGCAGGGGAUUGGGGAUGUUCAAAUGUUUCCAGACUGGUGUGUCAUAGGGGAAAUGGUAGUAUAACAAUGAAGCAACCCAUCUGAAACUUCAGUGUCUGUGUAUAGCAUGAACUACUGAAGCAUACAGUACAUUAUUCUCACAGGAAGUAUUUAUUUGGUUCAAUCAGCAGGCGUGCCUCCUUUGACUAUAUUAUUAUUUUUUCAUUUCUGUUAUUGGAAACAGUAAUGUCCUUGUCACGCAUUACCGCUUUCACAGCCUUGUUUGUGUAUCAGUGGGCAUCUUUCGCAAGACUGCAUUGUACUACACUCGAGGCAACCAUUUACCUAAACCAACAACACUUUAAGGUGUGGAGACAUUGUAAUGAAACGUUAUGAGUCAUACAGAAACUUGUAUUACUGUAUUUGUAAAUUAGGACAAUUCUGAACUAUAGUUGGAAUAGAAAUAAUAAAUUGUUGGGUUUUCUGA